Messenger RNA from Coregonus clupeaformis (lake whitefish), 1708 nucleotides. Its product is annotated as ectonucleotide pyrophosphatase/phosphodiesterase family member 7. The transcript is spliced from 5 exons. Bases 172 to 1473 code for a protein of 433 amino acids. NCBI's taxonomy places the organism in Eukaryota, Metazoa, Chordata, Actinopteri, Salmoniformes, Salmonidae. The record is from RefSeq and is a predicted model, not a curated record.
UCAGAUAACAAUUGAUAACACCCCUCCUGUCCAUAAAAGCAAGGCACGUUCAAGGUUUGUCCUUUGAAGAUAUCACUCAGAACACAUGCUAUCUUCCUGACCACAACGAUGACUAUAAAUUAAAUCCAUUGAGCCCAACAGGAUUAGUUAGUGCAGACAAGCCAAGACAAUAUGUGGUUGGAGUUGUAUUUGGGAAUGGCAGUUCUUCUCAGUGUAGAGUGCAAACCAUUGAACAAGGAGACACACAACAAGUUGCUAGUGAUCUCCUUUGAUGGUUUCCGAUGGGACUAUGAUCAAGACGUAGACACCCCUCACAUGGACAAGUUAGUGGAAGAUGGAGUGAAGGCAAAGUACAUCACCCCUCCGGCUAUCACCAUGACGUCCCCAUCUCACUUCACCACUAUAACUGGGAGAUGGAUAGAGGAUCAUGGAGUUGUUCACAAUAUGAUGUUUAAUUCCACAACUCAUCAGAAAGUCGGCCAUAAAGCUACCUUGAAGAGGUCUGAGUGGUGGGACAAUGGAGCCUUGCCGUUGUGGAUUACAGCACAGAACCAGGGCCUCAAAACAGGUUCCUUUUUCUUUCCAGGAGGAGGAGCCAACUACAGCGGUCAAUGUGUAAACCGGGCACUGGUUGAGGAACCAGGUCAACAAGAUGAUAACGAAACAGAGUGGCGUCAGAAUAUUGACACUGUGUUGAGCUGGUUCACCGAAGAAGAUUUUGACUUUGUGACUCUGUACUAUGGAGAGCCUGACAACGUGGGUCAUGCCAAAGGACCGGACCAUCCUGACAGGAAAACCAUAAUAAAGCAGAUUGACCGCACCGUUGGAUACCUGAGGGAGGCCAUCCAGCGAGAUGGUUUGACUGAUAACCUUAACGUCAUCAUCACCUCUGACCAUGGCAUGACCACCGUUAAAAAAAGACCUCUUGUAGAUGAGAUAAUCCUCUCUAAAUACCUGAAUUUCUUCAACACGGUUUAUUUUGAGCUCCUUGACUACGGCGGGUUUGGCAUGAUCACACCGAGGAAAGGAAAGGAACAACAGGUUUAUGAUGCUCUCAUGAAGGCCCCAAACCUCACAGUCUACAAGAAGGAAGAUAUGCCAGAGAACUUUCAUUUGUCCAAGAAUGACAGAAUACAGCCUAUUAUUGUCAUUGCUGAUCUAGGUUUCAACUUAAACUCGCGGUUGAUCGUCUACGUGAACAAAGGAGAUCAUGGAUUCCACAUGGGCGAAAUGGACAUGAAGACCAUCUUCCGUGCUUUUGGACCAGAUUUCAAGAAGAGUUAUCUGUCCGAGCCCUUUGACAGUGUCCACAUCUACCCUCUAAUGUGCAAGCUGCUGCAGAUAGAUCCAGCCCCUAACAACGGCUCCCUAUCCGUCACUGAGGGCAUGCUGGUUCAGAACGGUGGGAGAAGAAAUCAGAUGUCCCUUGGUGUUUUGGCAUCGAUAUUUGUCUACAUUUUAUUUGUCAUGUAGUUAUUUCUGAUGUUGGUUAUUUUCCUAAAUGUUUGUUAACUGAAAAUAAUUGCAUAGUUGAAUCAAUCAUAACAAAACUCCAACAGAUAUUCUUAAGGAGGAUCACAUUCGCUAUGAUUUUCAUCAACAAUAUCCAUCUGAUUGUAUUAUACACUCAGUGUCCAGUUUAUUAGGUACACCCAUCUAGUACCGGGUCGGACGCCACUUUGCCUCCAGAACAGCCUGAAUUCUUCAG